Molecule: messenger RNA, 923 nt
Organism: Rhodamnia argentea
Lineage: Eukaryota; Viridiplantae; Streptophyta; Magnoliopsida; Myrtales; Myrtaceae
Product: LOB domain-containing protein 40-like
Exons: 3
Coding region: 1-909 (302 amino acids)
Biological process (GO): regulation of gene expression
Source: RefSeq, a predicted model, not a curated record
AUGGGUUCGGAUGUGUUCUCUUCCAUCUCCGAGCUCUUGAUUGGCGGCCCCCCUCUUCUUCUUCUUCUCCUCCUCCUCCUCCAUCUCAUACUCUCUCUCUGCAACUUGGGGAGGAGAAUCAGAAUGAGCUGCAAUGGGUGCAGAGUCCUCCGGAAAGGCUGCACCGAAGAUUGCACCAUCAGGCCUUGCCUCCAGUGGAUCCAAUCCCCCGUGUCGCAGGCCAACGCCACCAUGUUCCUCGCCAAGUUCUACGGCCGCGCCGGCCUCAUCAACCUCAUUAAUGCCGGCCCCGACCACCUCCGCCCAGCCAUUUUCAGGUCGUUGCUGUACGAGGCCUGUGGCCGGGUCGUCAACCCAAUCUACGGCUCGGUCGGGCUCCUCUGCUCGGGCAAUUGGGCCCAGUGCCAGUCCUCCGUCGAGGCGGUGCUCCAGGGCUCCUCCCAGUUCAUGCAAUCGCCUUCGCUCGACUCCACGGGGCCCCACCUCAAGCCCUGCGACAUCCGCCACGUCCGGAAGAUGUCUGGCCCCGGCGACCCCCAGAAGAUCAGGACCAGGACCCGGUUCAAGCAGUCAUCGAAUCAGGCCAAGCCGGAGACGGACCCCGGCGAGCUGUUCGGCCAUGCAGGGAGGAGCAAGUGGAUCUACCCAGGCCCCAUUUACGAGGAGACGAGCCUCGACUCGUGGGUGACGCACGGGGCGGCGGCGGCAGUGGCGAACUGGGACAGCGCGGAGGCCGAGAGCAUCUUCUCGGUGGAGACCGUGGAGGCUUCACUGGCAAACAUGGGCAAGCCGAACUGGAUGCUGAGAUUCGACCGGCCGGCGGAGGAGAGUCCGGAGAGUCAACUCCAGUUGGAGCUGAGCCUGCGCAUCAAACCGUCGUCACAUCCGAGCGAGCCCGCGUUGAUCUGAGUGGUGGGCAGUUU